CGGCAAAUGUAUUGAAAAAUUGAAGGUUAGAAAUAUUUUUUGAUCAGUUGGUAAACCUGUGUGUUAUGAAAUAAAAAAUUCUUUUGAAAACGCUCCUUUAUUACUGCUGUAGAUAAAUAAUUUCGUCGUGAGUUAAAUGCCAAAAACUGAAUGUCAAAAUUGUUUACAUUUUAAACAUUAAACAAUCAAAUUAUGAAUUGAAUAAUAAUUUAUAUUGUAGUAUUGUUAAGUGAAUUAUUAUAGUGUGGAGUUAAUUGGUAAAAAAACAACGAAUCAAAUAUCUAAUGAACCAAAGCUUCUAGAACAUCGCCUCAUGUGUGAAUUUUUUUACAUUUGCAUACAAUUUGCCGCAUUUAAUAAAAAUCUUGGAUAAAUGAGUGAAAUUAUGUGUGUGUAAUCACUCCAAAAAAUAAUGAUGACUCCGAUGAGUGAGGAUGGAGGACCCUUGAGAGAGUGGGCGCCGCUUACCAGUUUGUUACAGCAAAUACCGGUAAAACUGCAAAGUGGAAUAUUCACCCAAGAUAUCAUUUUUACAUGCAUCGAUGUGGUACCAGAAUUUAUUGCUAUUGGAACCAAUUGUGGAUUAGUUUACUGGUAUGAUCGAGCAACUGGCGAUCUUCAAAGGCUUCGAUGUGAAAAUACUUAUGCAAGCAUCACGUGUCUUCGUUUGAUAUCCACAGUAGAUUACAUGGUGGCUGCAGGAAAUAGUCAAGGAAUCGUUACAGUUUUCCAAAUACCAAAAAGCUUGCCAGAAUCAUUACCUGAUAGUUUAAAACCUAAAAGAAAAAAACAAAUUGAAAGAUAUAAUAUUGGAGGACUACAUAGAAGUCCAGUUACUUCAGUUGAAUGGUCAAAAAAUGGUAUGAAAUUAUUUAGUGGAGAUCAAGACGGGUUGGUGGUUUUAACAGAAAUAGAUUUUUACAUGCAUUUAUCAAAAUCAUCAGAACUACUAAAUGAAAAAUAUGCCGUAGUUCAACUUAGUUAUCAACAAGGCUUGCUUUUAGUUUCUACGCUUUUUAGAACUAUUUUAGUUGACCGAAAUCAAAAUAAUAAAGUAUCUCAAGUUGGUCAAAAAGAACGCAAAAGUUUAGGAAAAUUAGGAGCUGUUUUUGCUACUCGUCACACACCAACUCAAGAGCCAAUUAUUUAUGCUAGCAGACCUGGACUUAGGCUUUGGCAAGCAGAUAAAAGUGGAACUGUUUCAAAGACGUUGAUAUUUAAAGAUGCUGUUCAAACUAGUAACACAGAAGUUAUGUUAUUGAAUCCAGCUCCAGAAAGUUUGAAAAAAAAGAGAGGAGAACCAACAUUUGGUGUUCUUUUACCAUUUUGCGAUGAUCUUUUCGUUACAUACAGUGAAGAUUAUAUUCACGUUAUAAAUCCAGUAACAAUUGCAAUUACAUCUGUAGUUUGUGACUUGAGAAAAAUAACAGAUGUAGCGUGUACUCGAGAUGAAAUAUUUGUACUUGAAGGUGAAAGGAAUAUCAUUAGAAUUGCUUAUCAUCCGGAAGCAUGUAAUGUGGAAAUGAGCGAGGAAACGGACAAAACGCAUCCAUCAUUUGUCGAGAUUAGCAAACCGGUAACCGUCAGCUUACUUGGAUUGACAUCGAAACUUAAAGAAAAUUCGAUUGUCUCAACAAUACCAUUUAGCAAGAUUACACCGAGUAAUAUUAUUCAAGCAUUAAGCGCAUUACCAUCACGGGGUGGAGUUGAUCCUAAUCCUGUUGUUAAAGCAGAAGAAGCUACAGAAAUGCCUCCAAUUCUUCCAUUGGAUAUCGACACUCCAUUGAUUACCGAAAUCAAAAUAGAAAUGGAAUAUGGAAUAGAGGAUAAUAAAAAUAGCAACAAUAAUCAUAAUGAUUCAAAGAAAGAUCGGCGUCAGAUAUUCCAAAAAAUUAGUGAACAAGAUUUUGAGGAUGUAGUUUUUACACCGGAAAAAAAGAAUAAAAAAAUUAAUAAAUGUGACGAUGAAAAUAGUACAAUAAACCAAGAUACAUUUUCAAAUGUUAAUUCGAUUCAUGAAACUCAUUCUUCACUUUUAACUCUCAGCAUUGACGAUGGAUCACUUCUGAAGCCUGAAAGAAAUUUAGAGACGCUACAAAAGGAUGUAGAGAAUAAGGAAAAAUUACUUGCUGACGUAUUAAACUUUGAUUUAUCGGAAUAUAUGUCACGAAGCCAAAUUUAUUCGCUAGAUUCAAGCACUAAUAAUUCACUUAAUACUAUCACAUAUGUAAAUUGUACAGAACCUACAAUAGAACCACCAGUAUUGAAUACUGAACAGAAUGAUGUAGCGAGUGAACAUACAGAUGAAUCAGAUGAAGAUGAAAGUUAUAAUAAAAAACCGUGCCAAAAAAAUGGACGUUCAAUGGAGCUGGAAUAUCAAUUUAAUGCCCUCGCGAAAGAAUUCGUCUCCUCAACAGUUUUUGACGAAACAGAUGAUUGGGUGGUUGUUUCAUCCGUUGAAUAAUUUAUCUAGACAUUUUAAGCCUUUCCCUCUGUUCUUAGCACAAUUUUUCGUAUUACUAAAAUUAGUUAAACUGCUUUAAUUAUGAUACUAAUAUUUAUAACUGAUCAUAUAAAUAACAUUGCGUGCAAUAUUAUAAAU
Chelonus insularis is the source of this 2602-nucleotide messenger RNA. RefSeq names its product WD repeat-containing protein CG11141. Lineage: Eukaryota; Metazoa; Arthropoda; Insecta; Hymenoptera; Braconidae. Gene Ontology annotation, molecular function: protein binding. The transcript is spliced from 3 exons. The record is from RefSeq and is a predicted model, not a curated record. Bases 413 to 2464 code for a protein of 683 amino acids.